Molecule: messenger RNA, 2955 nt
Organism: Asparagus officinalis (garden asparagus)
Lineage: Eukaryota; Viridiplantae; Streptophyta; Magnoliopsida; Asparagales; Asparagaceae
Product: la-related protein 1A-like
Exons: 14
Coding region: 233-2659 (808 amino acids)
Biological process (GO): mRNA stabilization
Molecular function (GO): RNA cap binding
Source: RefSeq, a predicted model, not a curated record
CACCCCAGUUUCCUAACGACUUUAUUACAAAUCUCGUUUCCCCCCCCUUUUUCCCUCUCCCCCUCCAUCAAAAGCUCUCACUCUCCACAGAGCUCUCAAAAGCCCUAAUCCCGCCUUGGAUCUCCAAAACCCUAGAAAUGGCUGAUUCCUUCGAGAUCACAGCGAAUCCAUUCCCUAAUCUCGCGUGAGGUUCCGGUCCUCUUCACUAGAUUCUGAGCUGCGCGGGACGACGAUGGCGAACAAGAAGGAGGAGGAGAAGAAGACGACGACGACGGAGGAGGCAGCGGAGGAGGCUAAGCGGCAGGCUACGGGUCCGGAGAAAUCUCCGGCGCUCUCCGAUGCCAAUACGGGACGCGCAGCUCCUGGGACUCCGGCGAAUGCGUCCCGAGCAGCGUGGCCGCCGCAGCGCUCUCCUGUUCGGGGAUCAGUUGACCAACGCAGAAGUGAUGGGCUUGGAAGUGACAGUCAUUCCAAUAGGCAGCAUCAUGCAUAUUCUCCCAAGUCUGAUCCAAAGCAUAAUCUCCCUCCAAAUGAUAUGCCACCACUCACUAAUCCUUCUACUUACCAACAGAGUGAUCCUUCUACUUACCAACAGCCAGGACAACAAGUGUCAUACCAUCAACCCUUUAAGUUUCAUGGUUAUGGCUAUGGGGCUUACCCUGCAGCAAUUCCUACCGUCCCCUACAUCAUAACGUCUGGACAAUCUUCCAGGCCACCUUUCCUUCUAACUGGUCAAUUAGAUGCAAUUGAUAGAAAUAGAAAUUUCCAGCUUCUGGCAGACGGCAGCCAUGCUGGCCCACACUUCAAUCAGACAUGGGGCCAUCAACAAGCAUUUCCUCCGAGUGACAAUAUGAAUAUGCCACAUGGUGCGGCACAUGGGCCUAUGAUCAGCCAAGUAUCACAGUAUGCUCCAGCUUCAGGGUAUAAUGACUGGUCUGGCUAUCCUGAAGAAGCACCUGAUUUGGGAGCCAGAAUUGUAAAACAGAUUGAGUACUAUUUCAGUGAUGAAAAUUUGCCAACGGACUAUUACUUGCAGAAUUUACAAGAUGAACAGGGAUGGGUUCCCAUUAAAAAAAUUGCAGAUUUCAAUAGGGUAAAGAAAAUGAUGAUUGAUUUUAUUCUGGAAGCUUUGCAGAGAUCUAAUUCCAUAGAAGUGCAGGGUGACAAAAUACGGAGACUUAAUGACUUGCCAAAGUGGGUCCCAACAUCUGGUCAUCGUCCUAUACAGCAUUCUCAGCCCACGGAAGUCCAAUCUACCACUACGGAGAGUACUGAGGUUAUUAAGAAGAACAGUCUUUUCACUCAAGGCAACAAUGAAACGGCAGCUAAUGAUAAACAUGAAUGCUUAUCGGGGACUACUUCUGAUGGUGAAUGCCUUACACGCAAUGAACAAAGCGAGGAUAAUGACAAGAAAUUUGCAUCUGAACAAUUAUCAGCAACUAGUUCUGAUGGUGAGGACCUUACACGCAAUGAACAAAGCGAGGAUGGAAGUGGGCGUUUAUCCAAUCUUGAAGAACUCUCAGAUGGUCUUAUUGAUGACAGUAAGUCAAGCACAAAAGGGCAUCUGCCAUUAAAUACAAGCAGAAUUGAUAACGAAGACAACGGGAUGGAUGUCAAUGACCAAGAUCUGCAAAAACUUGUUAAUGUUAGCCAGGAAUCAAGGAUAGAUGAAAAUGAUAGAUCUGGCCUAGAAAAAGAGUCAAUUUCAAACGAGGAAGCUUCUAUCGUUGAUGAGGCUCUUUUAUUUUUUGAGCAGUUGCGUGCCAAGCAUUCUGGAAAUCAAAGACAUAAUUCUGGGACCAAAGUAGGAGAUUCCAAAUCCUCCGCCCAUGGAAAUCCUUCUCUGAAUUAUAAGGUGAACAUCAGUGGAACUGAUGACUUGGGUCAUUCUCAUAGUCUGAGACAGCAAACCAAAGGCAAUAAUAAAUCAAGUUCUUCAAGUAAUCAGCAAUUUUUCCAAAGUAAUACUAGGAAUCACAACAGCAGUCACAAUGAUCAGGGAGCUGCGUCACAAAGCCCACCACUUGGCUCUUUCUUUGGGUCAGCACAUGCUGAGAGUGAUGGUCCUACAUUGUCAAAGUCGAGUGUUUUGCCUGAUGGAUUUUUUUCUGGAAGCAGUCCACCUGUGGGAUAUUUGCCAAAAUCUUUAACACAAUUUCAGCAUCCUAGCCUCAAGCUGUUGGAAACAAUUGAGUUUAAGCAGGAGAAGUAUGAUAAGUUUCGCAAGAGGUGUCUUAGUGAUCGAAAGAACUGUGGAAUUGGUUGCAGCGAGAAAAUGAACGAACUCUAUCGAUUUUGGUCAUAUUUCCUCAGAACUGAAUUUAAGCCACACAUGUAUGAAGAGUUCAAAAAACUAGCCCUGGAAGAUGAAGCUGCUAAGUGUGACUAUGGUAUUGAGUGUCUCUUCAGGUUCUACAGUUAUGCUUUGGAGACACAAUUCAUAGAACAUCUUUAUGACGAUUUUGAGAAGCUGACGCUUGAAUUCUACCAUAAGGGAAAUCUUUAUGGUCUUGAGAAAUACUGGGCUCUGCACCAUUACCGGGAUGAAACCGACCCGCCUUUGAAGAAGAAUCCCGAGUUGGAGAGACUUCUGAGUGAAGAAUAUCGUGUCCUGAGCGACUUCACGGCCAAAGAGAAAGCUCAUAAGGCUGUUCGCUGAAGAAAAUAUUAUUCCUGGUGCCAAGGUCUCAAGUCCUCAGCCAAUAAAGCAGUCAAGCUAAAUAAAUAAAUAAGAAGUUUUUUUUUUUUUUUUGGUAGGAGUAUUGCAAGGAAAUUCUUUCGUUUUUUGGGGGUUGACAACAGCUGUACAGAUGUUUGCUGUGAUUCUGCUGCUGCAAACAUGAUGACUGGAUAAGAAAUUUAGUUUUUUAGUACGGAAGGGAGACAAUAAUACUGGUUCUGAAACUGUGAAAGUUGAACAAUAAGAGCUUAAGGUUUAGCCGUGCAUUUUUUUUA